CUCUCCAGCAAUUCGACCCUGCCGCCGCCGAAAUGGAGGAAGUACAAGAGCAGUCCAAGAAUGCGCUGAAGAAAGCCCAGAAGCAGGCUAAGGCGGCCGCCGCCAAGGCCGAGAAAGCGACCAACGUCCCCAUUGUCGGCGGGAAGGGGCAGAAGAAAGAUGACUCCAAGGAGAUUAUUGGUAUUACCGUCUCGAAAGAGGGACACUUUGCCCAAUGGUAUCAGGACGUGGUGAUCAAGGCUGAGCUUGUGGAAUACUACCAUGAGAUCUCCGGCUUCUACAUUCUCCGACCUGGUGCGAUGUACAUCUGGAACGAGAUCCGCGCUUGGUUCCAAGAACGAAUUGCGGCCAUGGGCGUGGAGGAGACAAGCUUCCCCAUGUUCCUCUCGUCCAAGUCGCUGGAGAAGGAGAAAGAGCAUGUCGAAGGCUUCGCUCCCGAGCUGGCCUGGGUAACCAAAGCAGGCGAUAAAGACCUCGAGAUCCCCGUCGCAGUGCGCCCGACCUCCGAAGCCGUCAUGUACCCGUACUAUGCUAAGUGGAUCCGCUCGCACCGAGACCUGCCGCUCCGACUAAAUCAGUGGAACUCUGUCGUCCGAUGGGAGGCCAAGCAGACAACUCCGUUUCUCCGAGCACGGGAGUUCCUGUGGCAGGAAGGACACACCGCACAUCUUACGGAACAACUCGCAGAAACGGAGGUGCUGCAGAUUCUUGAUCUGUAUGCGGGAGUUUACGAGCAGCUGCUGGCAGUGCCUGUUGUAAAGGGGAGGAAGACCGAGGCAGAGAAGUUUGCUGGUGGCUACUGGACAUCGACAUGCGAAGGUUACAUUCCGACCAACGGUCGCGGCAUCCAGGGCGCGACUUCUCACGCUCUAGGCCAGAACUUCAGCAAGAUGUUUGAGAUCACAGUUGAGGAUCACGAUAAGAACAAGGUGCACGUCUGGCAGAACUCCUGGGGUCUGUCAACUCGCGUCAUCGGCGUCAUGGUCAUGAUCCAUGGUGACGAUAAAGGCCUCGUUCUUCCUCCUCGCGUCUCCAAAUACCAGGCGAUCCUGAUACCUGUCGGUCUGACGGCCAAGAUGAGCGCAGAGGACAAAGCAGCUCAUAUGAAGAAAGUCGAUGGGCUGUACGACGACCUGAAGAAAGCCGGCGUCCGCUCCCACGUAGAUGAUCGCGAGGGCUACACGCCCGGCUUCAAGUUCGCCGACUGGGAGCUGAAAGGCGUUCCCCUCCGUCUCGAAUUCGGUCCCAAAGACGCCGCCAACUCUGUUGUCAGCUACGCGCGUCGCGAUACAGGCGCUAAAGGCACCAUUCCCAUCGCCGGGCUCGCCACGGAGGUCCCCAAGCUGCUGGACACAAUCCAGUCGGAUAUGUACAACAAGGCGGACGAGGCUUACAAAUCUCACCGACUGGUGUUGACAGAUUGGGAUAAGGUCGUGCCGGCACUAGACGCUCGCAAUGUGGUCCUCAUUCCGUUCUGCGAGGUCGAGGCAUGCGAGGACCGGAUUAAGGAGUUGACUAAGAGUGAGAACGUGGAGGUGGGCCCGGAUGGGCAGAAGAUGCCCAGUAUGGGCAUGAAGAGCUUGUGCAUUCCGUUUGAUCAGCCUGAAGGUCUCGUUAAGGGCGAGACGAAGUGCCUCAUGCCGGAGUGCAAAGCGCUCGCCAAAUCCUGGACAAUGUUUGGCCGCAGCUACUAGCCACUGCAAAGCGGCUCUUUGCUCAAACGGCGAAAGCCUGGGCGGGAUUGAGGCUCCGGCCUCCAAAAAGCGGCAUUCCGGGGAGUAGUGCGGCGGCACGCGGGCGUCCGGCGGCGGCGGCGAAUUGGCGAACUGGGUUGGACGAUUUGGGACUGGCCAGAUACGUAGAGAAGAAAGUGUCUGUAGCAAUUCAAGAUGAUAACCAC
This is a messenger RNA of Trematosphaeria pertusa, 1900 nucleotides long. Its product is annotated as prolyl-tRNA synthetase. The record is from RefSeq and is a predicted model, not a curated record. Gene Ontology annotation, biological process: prolyl-tRNA aminoacylation. Bases 33 to 1694 code for a protein of 553 amino acids. The transcript is spliced from 6 exons. Gene Ontology annotation, cellular component: cytoplasm; aminoacyl-tRNA synthetase multienzyme complex. NCBI's taxonomy places the organism in Eukaryota, Fungi, Ascomycota, Dothideomycetes, Pleosporales, Trematosphaeriaceae. Gene Ontology annotation, molecular function: ATP binding; proline-tRNA ligase activity.